Molecule: messenger RNA, 3314 nt
Organism: Elaeis guineensis (African oil palm)
Lineage: Eukaryota; Viridiplantae; Streptophyta; Magnoliopsida; Arecales; Arecaceae
Product: NAC domain-containing protein 7-like
Biological process (GO): regulation of DNA-templated transcription
Molecular function (GO): DNA binding
Source: RefSeq, a predicted model, not a curated record
AUGGAUACUUUUUCAUGUGUUCCUCCAGGUUUUCGAUUUCAUCCUACUGAUGAAGAGCUUGUGGAUUACUAUCUUAGGAAAAAAGUGGCUUCAAAAAAGAUUGACCUAGAUGUAAUAAAGGAUGUUGAUUUGUACAAAAUUGAGCCAUGGGAUCUUCAAGACAAAUGUAGGAUAGGAGCAGACGAACAGCAUGAAUGGUAUUUUUUCAGUCACAAAGAUAAGAAGUAUCCAACUGGUACUCGCACUAAUAGAGCAACAGCAGCUGGAUUUUGGAAGGCCACUGGAAGAGACAAGCCAAUUUACUCAAAGCAUAACCUUAUCGGCAUGAGGAAGACCUUAGUAUUUUAUAAAGGCAGAGCACCAAAUGGGCAAAAGUCAGAUUGGAUCAUGCAUGAGUAUCGGCUUGAAACUAAUGAAAACGGAACUCCGCAGGAAGAGGGUUGGGUUGUCUGCAGGGUGUUCAAGAAACGAGUGCCAACAGUAAGAAAACCAAGUGAGCUUGACUCUCCUUGUUGGUAUGAUGAACAAUUAUCCAUCCUGCAAAGCCAACUUGAUUCCCCGAAUAGUAUUUCAAUACAGCCUAACAUGGCAUACCACCAGCAUCUUCAAUCCUACAAAAGAGAGACAAAAAUGCACUACCACUUACCAUAUGAACCUUGCCACCAGCCUCAGCUAGAGAGCCAAAAACUUCCAAACUACAUCAACCAUUGGAAUUCUCUCCAAUCCUUUACUUCUUCAGAGGACAAAACAGUGCAGCCUACCCACCAACUUCAGAUGGUCACGUUUUAUGAUAGCAGUGGAGACAUAGAUCAAGCAGUUGAGCAAGUGACAGAUUGGAGGGUUCUCGACAAGUUUGUUGCUUCUCAGCUUAGCCAUGAUGGAACUAAAGGACCUGAGUAUAAUUCAGAUACAGCUGAUAUUCUUCAAGUUUCCAGUAAACAAGAAGUGGCAGUGGAGUAUGCUUCAAAAUCCGCCUCAAGCUGCCAAAUUGAUUUAUGGAAGUGAAACAGUAUAAUGGUAGAAUUAGACUUAUAUAUAAUUAGUGAUCUUAGGUAAUAUGAUAUCAAUCAGAUGGACAAGGCAUGAUUAUGGCUUUUGUACAUAAGUGACUGAAAAUUUAGCAUCAGUGGUGCUUUAGACAUUUGUAGUAGUAGCUGAUAGGGAAUAACUAAUAUGAAUAAGGUGAUGGUUGAUGCGGUCGAGGGUUUUGAUGAACAAAUCAGCUUUCUUCUUGAAUGUUUAAGAACGGCUAAUAAGUACUGAUACAAUUCAAGAAAACUAUAACUGUUUUUCACAAUAGAAACAAAAAAGAGAGAGGAGCCAUAAUUAGCAAACGAAAGAAAGAAAGAAAAGACAAAAGAUUAGGAGUACUGCUAAUGUUGCUUGCUCUGGAAAGAGGUAUAAGACUCAGAAACUGGAAAUCGUAGUAUAAAAGAAAAUAAAGUCUACUAAUUGUUCUAAGUAGUAAAAUUAAAUCAGCAAUGAUAUAAUAAUGUUGUUUAUAUUGUAGCUUUUAACAGGUUAUUUCAAUCCAAGCUAGAUGCAUUUUUCAGCAAGGAAACAAUGUUCCAGCAAAUGCAGGUGCAUGUCAUGCUUGCCUAUUGAUUGAGCUCUAGCUCUACUGUUGAAAUUCAAGCUCUGCUUCCCAAAUACAUUAAGUUUAUUCUAAACUGUUGCACAUCAUGUGCCUAAAACUCAAAAACUACUCUAGUGGGAAUUUUUUUUUAAACAAAAAAUAAACCAAUUUUGUAUUUUCUUAAUGAAAAUUGUAACAUUCUUCCGAAAGCGAAAGGAACAUUCUCAAAUGUGAUUAGCGGUUCAACUAUUUAGUAAUACAUAUUUGUUCUUGGAAAAUCAAGAUAUAUUCUAGUGGUAUAGCAUGAAUUCAGACCAUCAAAAAUAUUUGCAAAGUCAUACACAUUUUGGAAAAAAUAAAGAACUUAUGCAGAAUAAAUAUUUUUACAAACACUACAAUAAAAUUACACCUUGCGAACUUUCUGUCUGUCAACUAAUUUUUAAAAGAAGUAGGUAGUAACACUCUUAUCUUCAACUACCAGAAAAGUGCAAGCAUAAUCAAGAGAAAGAGGCUUCCCACCUUACCUCCAAAAGAACAUGAUACCCCUGGAUGGGACAUACAUCUUAACUAGCCUGAUGAAACUUAUAUCUCAAAACUAUUCUGGGCAUGGAUAAAGUAAGGAUUGUUUUCUCUAAAGUAAGCACGUUAAAGUAGAAGAAAAACAUAUUGAGGAAAAAGAAUGGGACUCUAAAAUUUGUUACACUGCAGGAAAUACAUGACUUACAUUUGAUUCAUAUAUAUCAAGAAUUUUUACAUAUUAACAUAAUUGCUUUUCUUGAUAGAAGAAAAGUAACAUGAUAUCCCAGCUUAAGAAAAAUAAAAACAACAAUAGCAGCAGUAACAGCAUGUACAUAACAUCAAGAACAACAACUACACAACUGUGCUGCAUACAGUUGCUCCUAUCAUAUAUCAUUAUUGUUAAUGCCACUACUGCAAUAUUAAUAUUCACAACACAACCAUAAACAUAUUAAACUCAUAAUAGCUUAGUAUUUCCUAUCAGCAGCUAAGAUGCUCUCUUACAAGGAAAGCUCAGGACCAUUUUCACAUUUUUUAGCAACAUGCAUGAUGUUACAAGAGCCCCCACCAAUUUAUGAUUUCCUUUUUCCGAUUUUUAGCUGUCAAUAACAACCACUAACCUAUAUAUGUAAUUAAGCUAGGGAAUGGUAACAAAAAGAGUAGACAACCAUCUAGCCUCUGUUCAUUCAGAAAGGGUGAACCUAUUGAGCAUGACUCAAUGCAGAAGUGGCACAAAUGAAUCACAUAUAUAUUUAGAUUCAAAACCAUAGCCACUAGAUCAUGCUAAGAUACCAUGCCCCUGAAGUUGUUUUCAGAUACUGUUUGCCAUGUCAUCCAUAUAUGUGGAUGAGGCAUGACUAGGGAGCCUCAUUGACACAAGCACAGAACCCUAACAUCCCACUAGUUGCAAUGAGCGACAUGCCUAGCUAGAUCACGACCAUCACGGCUCUGUUCUCCCAAAACACAACCAAGCAUGUCCAUAUGAAACUCUCUUAUGCAUGCAUCAAAUUAUCCUAUACGGUGCACGAACAUAUCAGGUGACGUUUGGUUUGAAAUGAGGCUGAAAUAAGUGCAAAUAAAUCAUUUUGACCUUUGGUACCAUUGAAGCACCUCGGUAUAACUAUAAAUUGGGGAAGUGAACUGUUAAGAGAGCCUUAGCAGACUUAUGCAAAAGAGCUUAGCUUCAAUAAGCUAUAAGGAGAAGCUAUAUAUUACCUAAAGU